AUGGCAUACAACAAAUCGUCCUCAAUUGGUACUUCGAAUGGAAGACAAAUAUCUAGAUUUGGUUGCAAUCAGGUCAUGAAGAUUUGGGUCUCAAAUACGUCGAAAAAUCCCAAGAGGAAAUUUUGGAGAUGCAGGAAUUGGCAAAAGACAAGAAUUAGCUGCGAUUUGUUUAUUUGGGAUGAUGAGCUUGAUGAAAUUGAGUGGAAAUCUGGAAUUAAGAUAGUUGACAAUAACUUAGCAAGUGAUUGCAACAAAGGGGAAGACAUGAUUGGUUCCCUGAGAGAGUUUGGAAAGGAAUUUGCAAAGGAUUUUGGGAAGGAGUAUGCCAAGGAAUCUUGA
Messenger RNA from Lathyrus sativus (Indian pea), 339 nucleotides. The record is from the annotation of a GenBank genome assembly. NCBI's taxonomy places the organism in Eukaryota, Viridiplantae, Streptophyta, Magnoliopsida, Fabales, Fabaceae.